AUGUUGUUUCCAGAAGAAGACACAGGAGAAUUGAAGAAGUGGAUUAUAAAGAGACUUGAAAAUACUUCAGAUGCAGAUGCAGAUGUUCUCGCUGAUUAUGUUCUUGCUUUAUUGCGACAUGAUGGAGAUGUUGAUGCGGUUCGACAACUUUGCCUGGCUGAAAUCCCCGAUUUCUUGAAAGAGGAUACAUCGAAUUUUGUACAGGAUGUUUUCAAUGCCCUCCAAUACAAGAGUUAUUUGAGUGCCGGACCUCCUCGUCGCCUUUCCCAAACAUUUGCGCCACCCACUGGACCAUCAGGUUCAGCUUUCAACAAUUUAAAUAUGGGAGCUCCGAUGGUCCCUCAAAACGGUUCUCGAAAGCGCGCAUACGACGUACGAGCCGAGGGAGACUCUCAGAUGUAUAUGGGAGGCGGAGACCAGAAUGCGCGCGCAUAUAAACAACCUCGACGGGGAAAUGGGGCAGGCCGUGGAAACUUCGAUAACCUCAAUAAUGGCAGAGGAGGAUUCCAAGGUCGUCCACAACAAAUGCAGAUGCCUAAUGCGCCAUUCAUGCCUAGUAUACCUAACAUGCCAGGUUCUCCAUCAGGAUUGCCUCCCCUAGAUCCAAACAAUCCAAUGGCAGCUCUUCUUGCUAUGCAGCAAGCGAUGGGUGCGAUGGGUCUACCUCUCCCCCAAGGUAUGCCAGGAUUUUCUCCCAAUGGAUCUACUCAGAAUAGAGGGCACACAGGCCCAAAUGCGCAAAAAAAACAACGAUGUCGAGAUUACGACCAGAAAGGAUUUUGCGCGCGCGGAAAUACUUGUCUGUUUGAGCAUGGGCAAGAUUCGAUAUAUGUUCCUGGGGGCGCUGCGAAACCUACAGACGAGUAUGAUCCAAGCAAUGCGUCGCUUAUGACUGGGAAUCAGAACCAAAAUGAUAAUGGGCAAGGACCGGCACCUUACAAAAGCUUCGACAAUAACCGUGGUAGUAUGGGACGUGGCAGAGGACAGUCCAUGGGCAGAGGUGGACCGCAAAUGAAUUCUGGCAGAGGUGGGAGAAGAGCAGAAUUUUCAUCAGACCGUCCAAACUUCAAUACAAACAAUACUACAAUUGUGGUUGAACAAAUACCAGAGGAAAAGUUCUCGGAUGAAGCCGUUCGGGAAUUUUUCUCUCAAUUCGGCAGCAUAAAGGAGGUAGACAUGAGACCAUAUAAGAGAUUGGCUCUUGUCAAAUAUGACGAUUGGAACGCGGCAAACACAGCAUACAGCUCACCCAAGGUAAUUUUUGAUAAUAGAUUUGUAAAGGUUUAUUGGUACACAAAUCCUGAAUCACUUCCAAAGCCCCCAUUCAAUGGAUCAUCUAAUGGCGCAACCAAUAAUGGAGCGCCUGUCUCAGUUCCUGCAAGAGAGACAGAUGAACCCCAGUUUGAUAUAGAAGAAUUCACGAGAAAGCAACAAGAGGUACAGAGAGCACACGAGGAAAAAAUGAAGAAGAAACAGGAAAUGGAAGCCAAUCGUAAGGAAUUGGAGAGACGCCAAGAGGAACUUCUUAAAAACCAAGCCGAGGAAAAGAGAAAGUUGAUGGAGAAACUUGCGGCCAAGACUGGCAAAUCUGCAUCUCCCAUCAUCAAGACAGAGGAUGGGUCUCCCGCGCCUGCAGCUUCAUCUCAAACGGAAGCCUUGAAGAAACAGCUCGCUGCCCUUGAAGCGGAAGCUCAGUCUUUGGGAUUGCCAGGUCUGGACAGCCCCCUUUCCGAUGAUACAUGGGGUGGACGAGGUCGUGGACGUGGUGGUUAUAGAGGAAGAGGCACAUUUGCUCCACGUGGUUUCCGAGGAGGAGGCUACAGAGGACGUGGUGGCGCUCCCUUUGCUGGUAGUGCACCUGCCCGCUACACCCUUGAUAAUCGGACGAAGAAGAUUGCUGUCACUGGUGCGGACUUUACAAAUCCACAAACGGACGAGAGUUUGAGAGAACAUCUUUUGGGCAUCGGAGAAUACACCGAACUCACAAAAACGUCUACCGGCUGUCACAUAACCUUCAAAGACCGUCACACGGCCGAGAAAUUCAUGUUCGGUCUCCAAAAUGGUGAAGUUCCUUCGGUGGGAAAGGUCGACCUUGCGUGGAUUCAAACACCGUUGCCACCGGUCAUCUUGCCUAAUACUCAAAAUUCAGCAGGAGGCGGAGAUGUCAAGAUCGAAGGUGCAAUGGAAGGUGAUGCCAUGGCGCAAGAUUCUACUUCGAUGGGUAUGGGUGGAACAGGGGGCGAGAGGGACAUGCAGGAGAAUAUUGAUUAUGAUGUUGCAGGUGACGAUGACUGGGGUGUGCAAUAG
Molecule: messenger RNA, 2307 nt
Organism: Sclerotinia borealis F-4128
Lineage: Eukaryota; Fungi; Ascomycota; Leotiomycetes; Helotiales; Sclerotiniaceae
Source: the annotation of a GenBank genome assembly